This is a messenger RNA of Cucurbitaria berberidis CBS 394.84, 3365 nucleotides long. RefSeq lists its product as uncharacterized. The transcript has 3 exons. Bases 68 to 2974 code for a protein of 968 amino acids. Lineage: Eukaryota; Fungi; Ascomycota; Dothideomycetes; Pleosporales; Cucurbitariaceae. The record is from RefSeq and is a predicted model, not a curated record.
CAUUUACUUCCCAAACACCCUGAUAUUAUACCCUCCUUUUCCUAGGAUCGGUGAUCCAUGUUGCAAUAUGCCUAAGUACCUCCUCAGUGUCUUGAUUGUAACUUUGUGCUCCGCGCUACCGGUGGUGGCUGGGUCCGUGCUUGCUUAUGUUGACUUAAGCUCUGGUCGGGGCAAAGGGUACCAAACAACUAGCGGUGAGGCCAAGACGAGCACCGAAGGAGAAGAUACGGGUAGAAUCCAAGAUGAAGGCAGCCAAGAUGAAGGCAGCCAAGAUGAAAGGAGUCAAGAGAAAGGGACGGAAGCUGUGUGUGAAAUCAAGACACAGGAACGGUUGCGUAUCCUCAUGGAUGAAAUAUUACUCGGAUAUGCACUGAGCAACUUCUUCUCACACCACAGCGCACCAAGCUUUUUCAUAAUCUAUGCACACGACAAUUCUGAAUAUGGCAAGGCUGAUGGUCGCACGAUCCGCGAAUUCAUCCGUUACUUCGAGCAAAUGAAGGCAAAAACACGUUCUGACCGAUCUCAAGACCUAGAAGGCAGGGCAAAGCACAACAUCUUCGACAAUCAAUCGUGUCUUCUUCCCAAAAGAGUUGCCACAGAUCCCGUUGACAAAGUGCUCUUGUGCCACUCUGAAGUCCUCUCAAACUAUUGUGCGGAUAAUGCGGGUCGCGAAUUCAUGUCCAAGCUGAAACACACCGGCAAGGAUCUUCUGGACCUGCUGUAUCACGGUAAUAAUGAUGAUCUCAAUACUCAGCAAGUAGGCACAGAUUAUCAACAGGAUUUGAAGGAGCUUGUCGAAAAUCGCUGCUACGAGGCGGGAUUCCAUCAUGUUCUAACCGAGCUUGCUUUUGUGGAGUUGCGAGCCUCCUAUGACCACAACAGUACCAGCAUCAUUCCUGUUUCGCUUCGUGGCGGAAGCAAAGCAAUUUUUAAAGAUCUCCCAUAUCUGGAGAAAACAACACAUUGCCUCAACAUGAAACAUUGCUGGGGUCCAGGCAGAUUCCAACAACAGCAGAAGUUCUUCCUUACACUUCUGAAGAGAAUUUAUAGCGGCAUGCCGCACGUGAUCACGUUUAUCAAUGAUCACUAUGAUACCGGAAGUGCAAACAUCAAGGAUAACCUGAACAUACCAAUCGAAGAGUUCCGACGGCACCUUCGUUGGGAAGUAUCCGAAGAGCUGAGGCGCUCUCUAAAACAUGGACCUUUUGAAGUGCCAAAGCGUUCCCUUACUGAUUACAUCGAACCCUGGACGAAGGGAGAGGCUACCGACCAACGCACUCCAGAUAUUGACAUGCCAAUUGAGCAUGAUAAAUCAUCUUCUAAUCGCAUUCCGAGAUGGCUCCUCGUUUCACCAGAUCAAAAGCAAAAGCGAAUAUUGGGUCUCUUAGGCUUUCCAGAAAUGCGAUACCGAAUUGAUGAGCUGCACGAGGCAGAUUCAGAAACAUUGGCCUGGGUAGAAACCCAUCCGUCCUAUCAGAAGUGGAUUCACAAUGACUCAGGAAUGCUGGGGAUCCGUGGAGUACCCGGCUGUGGUAAAUCCACUGUCAUGAAGUAUAUUCUCACCAAAUUGCAACCCCAAAACAAGCAAACUCAUCUGCAUCUAUAUUUCUUCUUUUGGCAAGCAGGUCACGCUCUACAGUCUUCUAGAAUGGGGUUCUACAGAGCACUACUCUACCAGUUAUUGCGCAAAGUUCCAGCCGUGGGCUUCGAUUACUGGGAGAUGAUGGACAAAGAGGACAGGUCGAAUGCACCUCGAAUAUUGAGCCUAGAUGAGUUGCAAACUCAGUUUCUAGCCGCUUUAACGAAUGCCUGCGAAGUAUUUCGGGUCAGAAUAUUCGUCGACGCCCUCGACGAAGUUGGACACGACGAGGCGCGCAAAAUUGUUGCUGACCUUCGCAAGCUGAACAAAUUGGCAAAUCGAUGGAAAAAUCCUCUCAGCAUCUGCUAUAGCUGCAGGUACUAUCCUGCAAUCAUUGUUGACAACGGUCUCCAGAUACGAGUAGAGGAAUGCAACGAAAACGAUAUUCAAAAUUACGUUGACAAACAACUCUACUUAUUGGAAAUAGAAGAAGCCCAGAGAUACGAGUUGCGGCGCAUGAUCUUAAGCAAAGCCUCCGGCAUGUUCCUUUACGCCAAACUUAUCAUGUACCGACUGAAACAAUCCUUCGACUACGGCUACAACACUCGAGAACUGUUCGAAAUUGUUGAAGGUGUUCCAGAGGAUCUUGCAAACUUUUACAGUGCCAUCUUAUCAAGAGCUCUAAAUCUUGAACUUGAUGCAGAGAAAUGGCAAGAUUUCAUCAUUGCAAUUAUGCAAUACGUUGCUGUUGCCACACGACCUUUCACGAUAACGGAAAUGAGGUAUGCACUCGCCUCGGAUGAGAUGUUCAUGAUCACUGGCGUCGAAUCAUGCGAAAGUUCCGCGGGAUUCAUUGCAGACAACUCAAAAAUGUCCUAUCUUGUCCAAAAGUAUAGUGGGGGACUGUUGCAAGUCGUCGAACAGGAAGAUCAUGAAGGUGGAACGUGUUCUGUCAUUCAACCUUUGCACCAAACCGUUGCAGGAUACAUCGCUAGUCCAAACAUGCUGCGCGGUUUGAAAAGACAAGAUCGCUCGCUGGGGUUUUCAGACUCGGAAUGGGUCGGAAAGAGUCAUGAAAGGCUUGCGCGAUGUUGUUACCACUACAUCAGGCUCGAGCAUCUACGAUGGGAUGGCAAGACCAACAAAGAAAUCCUGGACGCACCGUUCUGUGAUUAUGCAGUACAUCAAUGGUUCGAACACGUAGCUCGUGCAGCUGACUACGGAGUUUCACAGUCGUAUAUGAAUCAAAGAGUUGGGCCAGAGGCUGGGAAAGAAGCCCGGGUCUUACUGAAUCAUUGGGAGUCUGCUCUAGGACGUGAAACACUCCGUAAACGCGGACUGACGCCAAAUCCGACCCUAAUCGACAUAUCGCACGCUUUCAAGUUCAAGGUUUAGACAUGGCUUUCUAGAUUUUGAUGCACUACGGCAAUCGUACAUGAAUACCUAUGAUAACUAGAACACUCAGGCACGUAGGGUCAGAAAGAGAAAUGAUCCAUAGAAUGAACGGAGAGCAUUCACUGAAUUCAAGACAGAAUAUAUUUUCGGGGCUUCAUGGAUGGGAUUCCGUUGGUGGUGUCUCAUGAAGCAUUGUGUAGCGUGGUGGAAUUCCCUGACGUUUACCAAGUCUCUCUUAGUCGAGGGAUAUGAUAAUAGAUUUGCGUCAUACAUGAGACCUUGUCCUUAGUGAAACAUCUAAGUCAUAAAGUAGCGCUAGAAGCAUCUAAGCUCGUCAACAGUUUCAGAGAUAAGUAGACACAGACCACGUGCCACGGGUAGGAAUAUACGG